GCGUCCCAGGACCGAAGCGGGUCGGUGCCCCCGUGUGGAGAGAGGGGCGGCCGGGCUCCCUGGACCCGGGCGGCCCCCGGCUGGGCAGGAGGCUGGGGCCAGGGGCCGGCCAUGUCCGCUCGCGCCCCGGUGCCCGCCGCUGCCCCCCGGGAGGACCCGCCCGCCGUGGCCGGCGACCGGGACGCGCUGUUGGCAGUGGCGAGCCGGCGGGCGGAGCAGCCGGCGCCCGGCGAGCGGGAGGGCAAGGAGGCGAGGGAGGAGCGGGCCGCGGCCGCCACCAGCGCGGGGGCGCGGGGAGAGCCGUCGCCGGCGCUCGUGCUGGGACACAGCGUGCCGCAAGCGGCCGUGCCCGUGAGGCCGCUGGCGCUGCACCUGGCACACAAGGCGCGCGCGUCCGGGGGUCCCUUCGGCGGGGAGGCUCCACCGCCGCCGCCGCCUCCUCUGCCACCAGCCCCGCGGGACCCUCCCGAGGACGCCCGAGAGGACCCUGCGGCCGCCGGCCCCGAGGACAAGCCGCCGCCACCGCCGCCAAAGGGGAACCCGUGGACCAAGAAGCUGCCGCAGCACCUGUCCCCCGUGGGCACCGGCGCGCCACCGCCCGCUCAGGACGCCCCGGAGGCCGAGCUCAGUUCCCCAAAAAUUAUAAAAGCGGGAAAAUUCAAGACAAAGAAAUCCAACAAGACUAGUGACUUCAGUGAUAUGGCAAAUUGGCCAACACCAGGUGAAUUAGCGAACACGGGGUCUCAAAGUGUUAUCGGCCAAGGAAAUAAGAAACCACAAAUUAGAAAAGAAAAAGAGAAGAUUGAAAAAAAAAGCAACUGUGAAAGCAAAGAGAACCGGGAAGCAAAACUAGAUGGUCCUGUUGAGAAUGUCAGCGAAGAUGAGGCUCAGUCAAGCAGCCAGCGGAAGAGAGCUAAUAAACACAAAUGGGUACCACUACACUUAGAUGAUGUGAGACCAGAAAGCCAGGAAAGACCUGGGUCCCGGAACAGCUCAAGAUGUCAACCUGAAGCAAAUAAGCCAGCUCACAGUAAUAGGAAAAGUGAUACACGAAGUUGGAGACGGGAUAGAGAAAAGAGAGAUGAUCAAGAUGAAGUAUCGAGUGUGAGAAGUGAAGGUGGCACCAUCCGAGGUUCUGCAAGAGGUCGCGGAAGAGGCCGGGGCCGCGGAAGAGGCCGGGGUCGAGGAAACCCUAGAUUGAACUUUGAUUAUUCCUAUGGUUAUCGAGAGCCAGGGGAAAGAACUGAUCAGCCAUUUCCCACAGAGCUUAACACCAGCAUGAUGUAUUACUACGACGACGGCACAGGUGUGCAGGUAUACCCUGUGGAAGAGACACUGCUGAAAGAGUACAUUAAGCGCCAGAUUGAGUAUUACUUCAGCACAGAGAACUUGGAGCGGGACUUCUUUCUUCGCAGGAAGAUGGAUGAGCAGGGAUUCCUGCCUAUUUCCCUGAUUGCUGGUUUUCACCGUGUGCGAGCUCUCACCACAAACCUUAAUCUCAUCUUGGAGGCACUGAAGGAUAGCACAGAAGUAGAAAUUGUGGAUGAGAAAAUGAGGAAAAAGAUAGAACCAGAAAAAUGGCCAAUCCCAGGCCCUCCUCCACGAAAUGUGCCACAAACAGACUUUUCUCAGUUGAUUGAUUGUCCGGAGUUCAUACCAGGGCAGGCCUUUGGCUCCCAUACAGUCAGGGUGAUGAUCUACUGAUACUCUUGGAUGUCAUAUGAUCGGAAUGUACAGUGGAGUAGGUGACUCCCUGAAAUACCAUGUAAAUAUGAGAGCAAAUCGUACUGCAGAAGCGAGAGUGACCAUACUGUCUUCUGUGCAAGAAUGUCCACGCCCACCCCCUUGUGGAGAAGGUUGGGCCAGCCUGCAGUGGAGAUAACCACCUUUACGAUAAUGAUGACAGACCAGAGGACUGCUGUCGUUACUGUAGGAGCUUCUCCUUUCUAUGUCAUUAGCUUAGGCUGCACGGGCUACUUCAUUCAUGGUGGGAAAGUUCAUUGUUAUCAUUGGGGAAAUACUGCAAAUUCUAUCUUUUGUUUCCAGGCAUUUAUUACUUUGCCCAGAUCAAUAAAGCAGAAAAAGAGAGGAUUGAGUAGCAUUUCCAAAAUUGUUAGGUCCUUUGCUAUUUGACUUGCUCUUUAAUAUAGUAUACUUUGCAUAACUCACAUGUUGUCAUAUUUCACAUGUACUAUAAGAUGUAUUAAUGUGAAUACUUAAGGGGUAAAAAAUUUAAGUUAAAUAAAUGAGGGCAUUUUAUGCUUUAAGAUUGUUAUUUAAGGGCUUUUCUUAUUGUUUUAUUUAUUACUAUUGUGUAUAUAUGAUAUGUGUGUAUAUGAUAUGAGUGUGGGCACAUGUGUGCCAUGGUGUGUGUGUAUGUGUGUGUGUGUGUGGAGGUAAGAGGACAACUUUUGAGAGUUCUUUAUUUCCACUGUGGGAUUCAGGCAUUAAAUUCAGGUGGUCAGAUUUGCACAGCAAGUGCCCUUGCUUUCUGAGCCAUGUGGCUGGUCUCAAAACUGUAUUUCAUACAUUGACAUGAAAGCACUGCCUGCCUAUACAUCUCAUCAUAAGUCAGAAUAAAUCCUUUUUGUCAGGAAUUUGGUCACAGCAAUGAGAAAAGUAACUAAUAAAGAAGAUUGGUACCAAGGAGUAGAACUGUCACUUGAAAAUCCUGACCAUGUGGUUUGUAGGCAUUUGAAACUGGCUUUUAGAAGGGAUAUGAAAGACUUCUAAACUGUAGAGAACCCUUAGAACACUGUAAGUAGAGCUCAGUGGACCAUUCUGGGCUUGUGGGAGACCAGUGUGUCAAUGAAAAAGUGGAAAGUAAACAUUGUGCUAAGGAGUUUUCAGCGAGGGUCAAGGACUUUGGGGGAAGCUAAGCCAAAGGCUGUUUGUGUUUUCUUCUGAUGAAGAAUGUCCAUUCCUGAAAAUGUCAUAGAGUGAUUUGCAAUUUGUUUGGCAAAGGCAGUUUUAAGAUAGCAUCACUGUCCUUUUGAGAUCUAUAACAGGAGAAAGCAGAAAGUUUGGGAAAUGUGCGGUUGGGGAAAUAGGUAGGGGGUGUGUCAUCUGAAGUUGCCAUCAAGCAGGAUGUACACAAAGCUUAAUUGUUAGUCCAAAGUGAGGUAUCUUACAGUCUUCACUAAGUCUGUACCAGUGUGGGUAAAACCUGGAAGUUUCUAAGUUGUGGAAAUGGACAUUGAUUUGAAAGAAGAGCCAGUGGGGUUCCUUGCUAUGUAAACUCCGAAAUGAAAUGUUCACCUGGUUUGGUAACAAAGUUGUACAAAGGCCACUUACAGCAGUGUUAGGAGAGGUCCAGAUAACUCCCCAAUCUGCCAGUAGCACUUGAAUGCUUCAUCCACUUCAUGCUAGUUUAGUAUGCAUUUAAAAUCUAAGAUACAGGGUCAUGGAGAUGUACACCGGAAGCCCACUGUGUGGCUAAAGAGAUUCUGAGACACCAUUGUUUGAAGCUGUGAGGGUUAAGUUACAAAGUAGACUUCCUAGCUAUUGGAAACUCCAGAAUUGUGGGACAUCUGCCAAGGAAAACUAGAAGAGUAGAGUCAUCCCAUGAGAGAGGCUGUUUAUGCUUCAAGCGACAAAGUUGAAGGAGUGGAGCUGCCCGUGGUCACUGGAGCCCAGAUGAUAGUAUCACAGGCCCCAGAUGAUGGGCAUGGAGCUGUAGCGUUUAGUGUUUGCCUGCUAGAUUUGGGUCUUGCUUUGGUCCGAUCUUCCUUUGCUAUACCCCAUUCCUCUCCAAUGGAAUGGGAAUGUUUACUCUGUGCCAUUGUACAUUGGAACUAUGUAACUUGUUUUCUGAAAUUAUAGAGACUCACAAUUAAGAGUUUGCCUUGCAUCUCAGAAGAGAUGUUGGACUUUUGAACACUGUUGGGACAGCUAAAGACUAUUGAGACUUUUGAAGUGAGACUGAAUUCAUUUUGCUUUAUGAGCGUAUGGGGAUCAGAGAUUAAAUGUAAUGGUUUAAAAGUGGUUUGUUUGAGAUUCAAGGUGACAAAGGAAUGUACUUGUGGUGAUUAACCUUCAUUGACAGCCUGACUGGAUAUGUCUGUGAGGGCAUUUCCAGAGAGGUUUAACUGAAGAGGGAAGAGCCAUCCUAAACAUGGGCUGGAUGCUUAGCCUGUACCAGCAUUCAUCUCUCUGUGCUUCCUGACUGUAGACGCAGUGUGACCAGCCACCUCAUGUUCCCAUCAAUCACCAUGUCUUCCCUGCCAUCAUGGACUCAACCCCUCAAACUGUGAGCCAAAAUAAAUCCUUCUUCCCUUAAGUUGCUUCUUGUCAGAUGUUUUGUUGCAGUGAUAAAAAGGUAGCUAAUACACUGCCUAUCAGUGAAGAGUAAUGGUCAAAUCAAAAUAAUCCCUUUUUUUCCUUUAAAACACCAUAUGACUUAAUUCUAUUAUAAAGAUAUUUUAAUUAUAAUUGCACACAGUGCAUAGAAUUUAUUACUCAUUGUUACAAAGAACUAGUUUCUGUACAAUCUGAAAGUUUCAGAUGUUUUGUGCCCCAAAGUUAUAUCUCUGUUCAGAUCUUUUAUGCUCAUAAUUUUUUCUCUCUGCAAUAACUAGGGUAUGUUUUUAAAGAAAAGUGAAAUUUAGAUCUUUAUACUUAAUGAUUUAACAAAUAACUAUGAAAGAUUUGUUGUGUAAACUUGGGGUCCUUUUUAACCAGCCUGUGAACAAUUAGUUGGGAAGUUGUAUAAUAUAGAAACUACUUCUUCCACAAGAUAGCUGUAUUCUUGGGAUUUAAGAUGAUAUUUUAACUACCUUAUGAACAGUUAUUGGGAAUGUUGGCAUUAUACAAAGUA
Molecule: messenger RNA, 4816 nt
Organism: Chionomys nivalis (European snow vole)
Lineage: Eukaryota; Metazoa; Chordata; Mammalia; Rodentia; Cricetidae
Product: la-related protein 1B-like
Exons: 10
Coding region: 112-1704 (530 amino acids)
Biological process (GO): positive regulation of translation
Cellular component (GO): cytosol; cytoplasmic stress granule
Molecular function (GO): RNA binding
Source: RefSeq, a predicted model, not a curated record